Molecule: messenger RNA, 7488 nt
Organism: Coregonus clupeaformis (lake whitefish)
Lineage: Eukaryota; Metazoa; Chordata; Actinopteri; Salmoniformes; Salmonidae
Product: MAP kinase-activating death domain protein-like
Exons: 41
Coding region: 485-5719 (1744 amino acids)
Biological process (GO): regulation of apoptotic process; regulation of Rab protein signal transduction
Cellular component (GO): cytosol
Molecular function (GO): guanyl-nucleotide exchange factor activity
Source: RefSeq, a predicted model, not a curated record
CCGCGGAACUCCAGUCCCUGCAGAUGAUCUGGAGGAAAUGUUAUGAAGACAGGUUUUAAGCCAAUAAUCAUACGUUAGCAAGCAACUAGAUAGCAUUUCACAGGUAAAAAUUAGAACGUGUGGAUUUGAAGCACACAUUGAAGAGCUGCUGAAUCACCAUAUCUGGAAAAUGGAUCCAGGAUACUAAUUACAUCUCGCUAUUUGAAAUACGUGUCAAUUCAUCUCCCCACUGGCUUUCUUUCACCACCAACAACAUACCAGGCCGACGACGACAGCUAGCUAGCGGGUAUUGCUAGCCACCUAGCUAACAUACUGCUAGCUACUGGUUUCCCCAUUCUUUUCUCAGAUGUCCACAAUGACCACUAAGGUCCUGCAUGCUCCUCCCACACCUAGCCCUGCCUCUUCGUGAUUGAACAGCUGCUGACUGACCAGAGAGGUGAUAUAUGUCUGUGUUGCCAUGACCUAAAGACAUCAUCAAUCAAAGAUGGAGAAAAAGAAAAUGUGCCCCCGUCUACUGGACUACCUGGUGGUGGUCGGAGCCAGGCAGCCCAGCACUGACAGCGGGUCCCAGACCCCCCAGCUCCUCCGCCGCUACCCGCUGGAGGACCACCCGGACUUCCCUCUGUCCCCGGACGUGGUCUUCUUCUGUCAGCCUGAGGGAUGCCAGAGCAUCCGGCAGCGCCGGGUCAGCCUGCGAGACGACGCCUCCUUCGUCUUCGCACUCACUGACAAAGACUCUGGCAUCACGCGCUACGGUAUCUGCGUCAACUUCUACCGCUCCUUCCAGCGAGGGGGGCACCGCCGCGACAAGGUGGGUAGCGGUGAAACGGCGGCGCAGACAGCGGAAGCGACCAGCGAGAGUUCCGAUGGCAGCGGUGGCUGCCACACUGCCUCCACGUUGCCGACACCUGCCAGUGCCGACACAACAGCCACAUCUGCGCCAGGCAUGGAGCCGGGACCGCCCGGUGGCGAGCCAAAUGCUGGCAGGUCCCCUCGGCACAAACGCAGCACUGCCAAGAUGGUCAAUCGGAACCGCGACAGCACGCUGACCUCGCUGUGCAUGAUCAGCCACUACCCCUUCUUCUCCACCUUUAGGGAGUGCCUGUACAUCCUCAAGAGAAUGGUGGACUGCUGCAGCCACAGGUUGACCCAGCGCGCCGGCCUGCCCCGCGGAACUCAGAGGGACACCAUGUGGCGCGUGUUCACGGGGGCCCUGUUGGUGGAGGAGAAGGGCAGCCAGCUGCUGGCUGACCUGCGGGAGAUCGAGUCCUGGGUCUACCGUCUCCUGCGCUCCCCGGUGCCCGUGGCGGGCCAACGGCGCGUAGAUGUGGAGGUGCUGCCCCACGAGAUGCAGCCGGCACUCACCUUCGCCCUGCCCGACAACUCUCGCUUCUCCAUGGUGGACUUCCCCCUGCACCUGCCGCUGGAGUUGCUGGGUGUGGACGCCUGCCUCAUGGUGCUCAGCUGCAUCCUGCUGGAGCACAAGGUAGUCCUCCAGUCGCGGGACUACAAUGCCCUGACCAUGAGUGUCAUGGCGUUUGUAGCCAUGAUCUACCCCCUGGAGUACAUGUUCCCGGUCAUUCCCCUACUGCCCACCUGCAUGGCCUCCGCUGAACAGCUUCUCCUCGCCCCCACCCCUUACAUCAUAGGUGUGCCUGCCAGCUUCUUCCUCUACAAAUCAGAUUUCAAAAUGCCUGACGACGUGUGGCUCGUGGACCUGGACUGUAACAAGGUCAAAGCACCCACCAAUGCAGAGCACCUACCCCCUCUUCCCGAGCCAGAAUCCACAGAACUCAAGAAACACCUGAAACAGUGUCUGGUUAGGUUGACCGUGAUCACCCAAAAGCAGAUCUUCUCCUCUGACAAUAAGGCCCUGGCCAGCAUGAGUCUCAACACCCAGCCCAUUCUGAACCUGGAGAAGUUCCAGGAGGGCCAGGAGUUACCCCUGCUCCCCCCCGGCCAGAACAAGGCGUCGCCCUCCUCCACCGAGUUCAACCCCCUCAUCUACGGCAACGACGUGGACUCUGUGGAUGUGGCCACCAGGGUUGCCAUGGUCCGGUUCUUCAACUCCCCCAACGUGCUCCAGGGUUUCCAGAUGCACACACGCACGCUGCGCCUCUUCCCCCGGCCUGUGGUGGCAUUUCAGGCCACGUCCUUCCUGGCCUCGCGGCCCCGCCGCUCAGGCUUCGCUGAGAAGCUGUCGCACACCCAGGCCGUGGAGUACUAUGGCGAGUGGGCCCUCAACCCCACCAACCUGGCCUUUCAGAGGAUCCACAACAACGUGUAUGACCCAUCUUUGAUCGGAGACAAGGGCAAGUGGUACGCCCACCAGCUGCAGCCAGUGUUCUACCGCGUAUACGACGGCAGCUCCCAGCUGGCCGAGGCUAUGAGCGGACCCCUAGAGGAUGAGGCCAACGACUCGGACCCCACAGACGACAGUGCGGCCGAUGGAGACAUUGCAGCAGAAGCAGCAGUAUGUGACAGCGAGGCUGGCUACGAUGACUCCAGCUCAUCCUACUCGUCACUUGGAGACUUGGUGAGCGAAAUGAUCAAAUGUGACAUCCAAGGGGACACGCCAAACCUGGAUCCCCCUACCCACGCUGCACUGGGAGACGCCAGCGAAGUGGAGUUCCAGGACUUCCAGGAGUUCAAGGGAGGAGAGGGUCCCCUCCCCGAAGAGAAGGCACUGCCCGAGGGGGGCGACGGAGCUCCUGAACCUCUUGAUGGACAAGCCCUUCGCUCGAGCUCCAGCACAACCGCCAGCUCCAGCCCAAGCACAAUCAUCCAGGGAGUCAACAAUGAGCAGGCUGAACCAGUGGAAAUUGAGGCGUUGGCCAGUGCAGCUCUACAGAACUCUGUCCCGGGAUUGGGUGCGCCGCCCUUCUCCAGACUUCCCCCAGACGCCGACCCGGUGGGACAAGCCAAUAAGAAGGGCGAGUACGACAACCCUUACUUUGAGCCUCAGUAUGGCUUCCCUGCUGAGGAGGACCCUGAGGCAGAAGACCAAGAGGAGACGUACACGCCCCGGUUCAACCAGAACCUCAAUGGCAAGAAAGCCCAACGCCCCCUGAGGCCCAGCAGCCUAAAGCUGCCUGGAGAGUCGGACGGAGAGGGCGACUCCCGCAACAGUUCUCCAAUCUCCAACAACAGCAGCGAUGGCUUUGGGGGCCUCAUGUCCUUUGCUAGUAAUCUGUACAAGAACCACGGCACCAGCUUCAGCCUCUCCAACCUGUCUGUACCCAACAAGGGGGGCCUGAGGGAGAAGGCCGCUGGGACUGGGCCCUUCCCCAAUCUCAAAGAAUAUUUUAAUUUUGACGUAGAGGAGGAAAUUGAGGAAGUAUUUGGACUAAAUUCUCUAAUGGAGAUAAUUACAGAGGCCGGCCCGGGGAGCGGAGAAGGAGGAGCCCGCGGUCCCCCCAGGGCCCUCGUUGACCAGAAGUCGUCAGUCAUUAAGCACAGUCCCACGGUCAAGAGAGAGUCCCCCUCGCCCCAGGGUCGUGCCAACAACACCAGUGAGAACCAGCAGUUCCUGAAGGAGGUGGUGCAGAGUGUGCUGGAGGGCCAAGGCGUGGGCUGGCUCAACAUGAAGAAGGUGCGCCGCCUGCUGGAGAACGAGCAGCUGCGCGUCUUCGUGCUGAGCAAGCUGAACCGGACUGUCCAGUCAGAGGAGGAUGUCAGGCAGGAGGUCAUCCGUGAUGUGGAGAUUAGCAGGAAGGUGUACAAGGGCAUGUUAGACAUACUGAAGUGCACCGUUUCUAGUCUGGAACACUCGUACACCAAUGCCGGGCUUGGAGGCAUGGCCAGCGUCUUCGUUCUGCUGGAAAUAGCACGCACCCACUACCAAACCAAAGUAGACCCAGAGAAGCGCAAGCGGAGCCCCAGUGACGCUGCAAGCAGCCCGGGCAGCAAAGAGAGCCCGUCUGCCCGCAUGGAGGGCACCAGGCCCCCGGGGCUCCUCCUGGUGCCCCGUCUCCAACUGCCGCACCCCACCUCGGGGGGCAAAGGCACCCACCACUUUGACACCCGGAGUCUGAACGAGGAGAAUUUUAUUGCCUCCAUUGAAUUGUGGAGCAGGCACCAUGAAAAGGAUAAGCAAAAAGCUAUGGAAAAACAACAGAGAGCGGAGGGGGCUAAGAAACAGCACCCUGAGCUGACUGACACGGAGGAGAAGAAGUCCCAGAUCAGUGCUGACAGUGGCCUCAGCGUCAACUCCGGAUCCCAGAAGAGUGACACAGAGUCCGUGACCAGCACUGAACCGCCAGUCCUUACCAGAAGCACCAGCCAGGACUCAGAGGCCAGCACAGUGCCUGGCACAAUGGCUCUUGCCAAAACCAUAAGUAACAGCUCAGGGGAGACGCUGGGAGCUGACAGUGAUUUGAGUAGCACUGCUGGGGAGGGCUUGGGUGGCAGGCAAGCCCCCCACCUCAACCUCUCCAGGGGAACACUGUCCGACAGCGAGAUUGAGACCAACCCGGCCACCAGCUCAGUGUUUGGUAAGACCCAAAAGAUGAAGCCUGGUGUGAAGGAGGCGAAGGCUAAACUUGUACCUGUCGUGGAUAAGGGGCCUCCCGCCCAGCCCUUGGAGGACAUCAGCAUGAGGAUUUACCUAUGUGAUGGCCUGCUGGGGCGCGACAAGAGCUCCAUGUGGGACCAGCUGGAGGAUGCUGCCAUGGAAACCUUCUCUCUGAGUAAGGAGCGCUCUACACUGUGGGACCAGGUCCAGUUCUGGGAGGAUGCUUACUUGGAUGCUGUCAUGUUGGAGAGGGAGGGGAUGGGCAUGGACCAGGGACCUCAGGAGAUGAUUGACAGAUACCUGUCACUCGGGGACCACGACCGUAAGCGCCUGGAGGACGAUGAGGACAGGCUGCUAGCUACUCUACUGCACAAUAUGAUCGCCUACAUGCUAAUGGUUAAGUUGAACAAGAAUGACAUCAGGAAGAAGGUGAGGCGUCUAAUGGGGAAGUCCCACAUCGGCCUCAGCCACAGCCAAGAGAUCAACGAGUGUCUGGACAAACUGGCUAAUUUGAAUGGCCGCGAGCUGUCCAUCAGACCUAGCGGAAGCCGUCACAUCAAGAAGCAGACCUUCGUGGUGCAUGCUGGGACAGAUACCACAGGGGACAUCUUCUUCAUGGAGGUGUGUGACGACUGCAUAGUCCUGCGCAGCAACAUCGGCACAGUGUAUGAGCGCUGGUGGUACGAGAAGCUCAUUAACAUGACCUAUUGCCCCAAGACCAAGGUGCUGUGUCUGUGGAGACGCAAUGGCCAGGAGACCCAACUCAACAAGUUCUACACCAAGAAGUGUCGCGAAUUGUAUUACUGUGUGAAGGACAGCAUGGAAAGGGCUGCUGCACGACAAAAGAGCGUUAAACCAGGUCCAGAGCUGGGUGGAGAGUUCCCUGUGCAGGACAUGAAGACAGGCGAGGGAGGACUGCUACAAGUUACCCUGGAAGGCAUCAACCUCAAAUUCAUGCACAGCCAGGAGCGGAAGGUUUUCAUAGAGCUGAAUCACAUUAAAAAGUGCAAUACUGUGAAGGGAGUCUUUGUCCUGGAGGAAUUUGUUCCUGAAACUAAAGAAGUGGUGAUCCACAAGUACAAGACACCCAUGGCACACCAGAUCUGUUACUCCGUCCUCUGCCUUUUCUCUUACGUGGCUGCGGUGAAGGGGAAGGAAGCAGAAGGCAAGCCCAAGCUCCUAUCUCCAAGAUCCCUGCAAAGCUAGUCUACGACCCCUCCAAUCUACCCCCCCAAAAAAAAACCUCCUCUGUGCCUCUCACUCUGCAACAACGUGGAAUCUCGGUCCUACUAUGACAUUGAGUUCUGACAAUCCCUGACCUACUUAAGCACACACCUCUUUGCGCCCUGUAAGUACAUUCCCAAGAAAUACCCUCUACUCUUUGCGCCCUGCCUUGUAAGUAAAAUCCCUAUUAUAUAGAUAUAUAUAUAUAUAUAUAUAUAUAUAUAUAGAUAUACACACACACGUGAACCCUGGUCUGUGGCAUCGUGCGUACACCCUUCAACCCUGGUCACGUCCUCUAAGCUCCUCCCAUACAGGCCCAGCCUGAGGCCGUAAGCUUGCUUGUUCUUCAAGGGGAGACUGGGUCCGUCCGUCCCCCUUCUCUGUGACUGUCCUUCUCUCAUCCUGGCCUGCUGCCGAGGUCUCAUUGGUUGUUUUUAAUGGGAUGGAGACAGCGACGGGGAGGGAUAUGUGAGGCACAGCCUUGCAAGUCGAUAAGAAAGCAACCAACCUCCCUGUCCACUCUCUGCUCCACUUCCUAUGACUGUGUGAUGAAUAUUCUAUGUGCUACGCGGUACUACUGUAAAACUCCAGUCUGUCCAAGUCCAAACCGGUGAAACUUUUAAAAAGCACUCUAGUACUGACGGGUGUCACUUUGUUAAACGCUAGUACUGUAUGGUGCAUCAAACACUGCAUGUAAAAGCUUUUUAAAGGUUUCAUUCCCUUUGAUCCCAAAAUAGCUUGUGUGGUCCAAGAUGCUUGUAUCUCUUUAGCUUCCCCUGUGAGGUUAAACUACUGUAGUAGUUCUGUCAAAUUUUUUGUCUGUGGUCCUCUUUAUUGAAUUGCAUGUUACAAAUAUUGCAAAAUAUUUUAAAAGAGAAGCAGAAUGCUGUACAUUUCACCAUAAGAAAAUGUUUUACAAAGUGUGGUUUAUUCACUAGAUGUGCAAUACUUUACGUAGUUAGCCAGAGCCAGAUCAUUGUUCUGAUAAAAAAUCUUGGCUAUUCUGGCUUUCAAAGAGCAAAGAAUGUAAAAAAAAGGACUUCAUUGUCUUACAUAUUUAUUGAAGUAAAUAAAUAUGAUGAUCUAUUGUUUAUAAGUCUGAAAUCAGUAUUUGGAGAUUCUAGAGAUGUGUAAACCUACUGCUGUGCUGUCGAGCCCUGCUGUUAUGGUUUUGUCCGUUAGGGAGGUGUGUUAAGUCUUCAUGUUGUCUGUAUUGUAGUAAGAUAAAUAAAUCCUAUCUAGCCCCAUUUCAGCCCAACUGUAAGUCCCACAGUUUGAGUGUGUGUGUAUACAUGCAGUGUAUUGUUUUGCCAGAUCAGCAAUAUAUGAAUAAUAAUCGGAUAUUGUUUUUAAUGUUUGUGGCUUUUAUUUUUUAGAGAUGAAAUGCGUGUGUAAGGAACAUAUUGUUACAACUUCCAUCAGGCAAUUAUUUAAGGCAUUUCAUUCUUGACAAUAAAAACACUGGUGUAAAUAUGAGAGUAAUUGGAUGAGGAGUGCCUCAAAACAGUUUGAAGACGGCAACAGAACAUAAGGUAUAGUUUGUUAGACUAGUUACAUAUGAGAACAUUAAGAAACAGGAGUAUUUGAAACCAACCAACCCUAUUAUUGUGCUAGCUAGCCUGCUGCUGAGAGAGAAAGUGAUGGAAUAAUUGAAAUGGGUGUAAAUAUUUCAGUGUUUGAAAAAAGUAUUUAUAGAACAUGUACAGCUUUGGCAAUAUCAAAAUAAAAGUUGUCAAAACUGAAGCCCUCCA